GGCGAUGGCCCGGACCCCGAGUGUGGGCUAGCGUGGCUGGGUGCCCGGUCAUGGGCUGUAUCGGCUCCCGGAGCCCGGCGAGUCAGGUGUUUCUAGGGACCACCAGCUGGCUGAGGCUCAGGGACAGAGACGGCUGCUCCAGCUAAAGGUCAGUUGUGAUGUACAAUUGCCUGUUGGCACUGUCUAGGGGAUGGGCCUCAGCUCCUGAGCUCCAGAGAGCUCAGCUGGGCCCAGGCACUCCCACCUCCUCAAAGCCAUGAGGCAGAAGUGUUCUCCUUCUGUGACUAGGCACAGGUUCCAAGUGGGGAGGGGACUGGCUCAGCAUCCGGAGCCAAAAUAGGAAUAGAACUGGGAGCUGAGCCUGGAGCGGUUCUGGGCUUUUGGUUCUCCGCAUCAACACAGCCAGCAUGCCUAUGAUUUCUGUGCUGGGCAAAAUGUUUCUGUGGCAGCGUGAAGGGCCUGGAGGACGAUGGACUUGUCAGACAAGUCGAAGAGUGGCCUCGGACCCCGCGUGGGCUGUGGAGUGGAUUGAACUUCCUCGAGGCCUCUCCCUGUCUUCCUUGGGAUCUGCUCGGACUCUCCGAGGCUGGAGCCGGUCCUCCCGCCCUUCCUCAGUGGACAGCCAGGACUUGCCAGAGGUGAAUGUUGGAGACACAAUCGCAAUGCUGCCCAAGUCCCGGAGAGCCCUAACUAUCCAGGAGAUUGCUGCGCUGGCCAGAUCCUCGCUGCAUGGUAUUUCCCAGGUGGUGAAGGACCACGUGACCAAGCCCACUGCCAUGGCCCAGGGCCGAGUGGCUCACCUCAUUGAGUGGAAGGGUUGGAGCAAGCCAAACGACUCGCCUGCUGCCCUGGAAUCAGCCUUUUCCUCCUAUUCGGACCUCAGUGAGGGUGAACAGGAGGCUCGCUUUGCAGCAGGAGUGGCUGAGCAAUUCGCCAUUGCAGAAGCCAAGCUCCGGGCAUGGUCUUCGGUGGACGGCGAGGACUCCACUGAUGAAUCCUAUGAUGAAGACUUUGCUGGGGGAACUGACUCAGACCUGGCUGGGCAGCUGCCCCUGGGGCCCCACCUCCAGGACCUCUUCACCGGCCACAGAUUCUCCCGGCCUGUGCGCCAGGGCUCCGUGGAACCUGAGAGCGACUGCUCGCAGACCGUGUCCCCAGAGACCCUGUGCUCUAGUCUCUGCAGCCUGGAGGACGGGUUGCUGGGUUCCCCAGCCCGCCUGGCUUCCCAGCUGCUGGGUGAUGAGCUGCUCCUCGCCAAACUGCCCCCCAGCCGGGAAAGUGCCUUCCGCAGCCUGGGCCCACUGGAGGCCCAGGACUCACUCUACAACUCGCCCCUCACAGAGUCCUGCCUUUCUCCUGCUGAGGAGGAGCCAGCCCCCUGCAAGGACUGCCAGCCGCUCUGCCUGCCACCAGCGAGCAGCUGGGAACGGCAGCGGCAAGCCUCUGACGUAGCUUCUUCUGGGGUGGUGUCCUUAGAUGAGGAUGAGGUGGAGCCAGAGGAACAGUGACCCAAAUCAUGCCUGGUGGUGGCAUGUGUCCCCUGGCUGCUUCUGGGGACAGAGCCUCCGUGCCCCAGCGUGGGCGAGGCUUCCAGCAGAGCUCCAAAGCCUGGAGGGCUCCUGGGAGCACUCACUCCUCCAUUGUGUGUUUGCAUGAAAGUGUUCAGAGGAGGGAGGGGCCAGGCUGGGGGCGCAUGUCCUGCCCCCACUCCUGGGGUUUGCCGGGGGAUGCCCGGGGCCCCUGGGGCAUGGCUACAGCUGUGGCAGACAGUGAUGUUCAUGUUCUUAAAUCAAAAACACCACAUACACAUUUCCUCCUCGGGUGAUGUGAACCCCUAAGGGGGUGGCUGUAACUGGGCUGUAGAGCAGGAGGGAGCCCCGCCUCUCCCGCCCUCUUCCCCUGCCUCUCCUCUGCUUUUCUUCUCACCUCCGAGUCCACGUGCAGUGCUUGACAGAACUGCCCCUGCCCCGGGGGCCGGCUCCAAGCUUCCUGGAGCCUCUGGAUCGAGCUGUCCCCCCAAGGGCCCCUCGCCCAGCUGGGCUUGUGCUGUGCUUCACCUCUCCAUCGUCUCUAAAUCUUCUUUUUCUUAAAGAGGGGUCUCGGUCUAUUCUUUCAGUCGGAUCUUCUCUGGGAGGCCAUGGAAUGACGACAGCCUGUACCCUUGGCCCUCUUCCUGGCCCCUGUGAUGGGGUCUAGGCCUUUCCCCAGCUACUUGAAGGAUGUGUGGGCAGGGUCCUGGUGGCUCAAAGCCCAAAGGCUGCCCCAUUCACUCAGGAGUUCUAUUUAGGGUGGAGUUGGAAGGAGGGAUGGCCCUGGUUGCCACGGAGCAGUGAUCUGGAUGUUCUUCCAGAGAAGACCACAAGGGGGCCACAUGAGUGGCCAGGCAGUUGUCUGUCGGAAUUGUGCCAACAAAAGACAGUCAUGAGGGAGCGUCUCUCCUUGGGGAGGAAAGAGGGUUGUGUCUUUCUUGGCUGAACAAAAGGGCAAAGCUAUCUUCCUGGGGCCUGAGCCUCAGCCGGGGUCUGGAUGAGCAAGCAGCGGUGGCCUCUGCAGACCUGGCAUUCCACGGACAGUGGGCUCUGGAGUUUACAGCUCUGGGGGCUGUGGGUGGCCACUCAAUUUGGAGCUUUGUAGACUUUGGCAGGUGAGAGGGCCCAAGGUAAGAACAGAGCUGAAGGGCACAGGCAUUCUAUAUAUAAGUGGCUCAUUAGGUGUUUAUUUUGUUCUAUUUAAGAAUUUGUUUUAUUAAAUUAAUAUAAAAAUCUUUGUAAAUCUCUA
Messenger RNA from Odocoileus virginianus texanus, 2778 nucleotides. The record is from RefSeq and is a predicted model, not a curated record. Lineage: Eukaryota; Metazoa; Chordata; Mammalia; Artiodactyla; Cervidae.